UACGCUGAUUAAACUACAUGUCAUGUCAUCUCGGUAAAAAUGGCAGAUAAGAAAGGAAAAACGGGCAAUGCCAAGAAAAUGUCACAUGAACAAAUUGUGUCAGGCUUCAACCAGUUACGGCAGGAACAGAGAGCACUCGUUACCAAGAUUGCAGAACUAGAGUCAGAUCAAAAUGAACACAGGUUGGUGAUAGAAACUCUACAGGACGUUGACAACGAUAGAAAGUGUUUUCGUCUGGUGGGCGGAGUCUUGGUAGAAAGGACGGUCAAAGAUGUUCUACCUGCAUUAACACAUAAUAAAGACCAGAUUGAGCAGCUCACGAAGACCCUGACCAAACAGAUGGAGAACAAGGGUCGGGAGAUCAAUGAGUACAGGGAGAAGCACAAUCUCAAGGUCAGAGGGGAGCAACCUCCAGACCAGGCACCAACAGAGAAGUCGGAUUCAUCAGGGUCAGCGGGGGUUUUAGUAUCUAAGGACACGUAGCUUUUGUAGAUUCAUUACGUGCCAUCCAUCCUCUUUCACAAUCAUACACAGAAGUACUGGUAACUCUGCCUAAGUCGAAUGUCUUGGGGACCAGACAAAAUCUGUUCGACUUGAGGAAAUUUGACUUAAAAGAGGUUUGUUUUGAAUAAUCUGGGCUAAAAAAUGGCUUUGACUUUGGCGAUUAUCCAACCUAUGGGAAGAUCGGCUUACCCGUAGGCUAUUUGAAGUUCUGCAUUGGCAUUUUAGUGUUGGUGACGGAUGAUUUGUUUUUUUACAGCAAGGCUCUGUGACAUAAGGUACCUUGCCAAAAGUCUGCACAUUUUUAGCAGUCCUGCGGCAAAGGCACUAUGCACCUUUUCAUAGUGGCUUUCCUGCAUUUGUUUAUGAUGAAGUGUGAGAAUUGGUAACGAAAGGCUGCUUGUGGGAUUCCUGCGCAAAGGAUUGCAGUUGUUCGCAAUAUUGUAAUAGUAACAAUGCUGCUUAAGAUCAUAAUUGCAAAUGCGUUUUGUUCAAAAUACUAACCCGGAACAAAUGGGUGGUGGUGUUUACAUUUGCAAUCCAUCGCAAACGUAGGUGUAAAAGAGCCUAUCUUGGCGCCACAUUGUAAAUGAAGCUAUUCAAUUCAUGAGACAGAUCUCACUAGGUGAACAUUGAGCUUUUGUCAUAGUGAUUUGGAUCAUUUUUGUCAGCAAACAUUAGGCAUUGGAGCUAGGAGAGACAUUGUGAAUUGUGCUUCGCACACCAACACCAGCAUUGGCACUGUACUUUAUAGAUUAACAAUUUUGAUGAUGAUGAUAAUUAGGCAACUUGUCAAAGGUAUAUGCCGCGUUUCAAACAGUAGUCCCACUACGUAGUGGCUUUGUGUCUUUUCAUAGCAGCUAUCCCGCAUUUCCCAUUGUUAUCGUCUAUGAUGAAACAAUACGAUAAUACAAUACAGGUUACAUUUAUAUAGCGAAUUCCAUUGAUAUUUCAAUGUGCUUUACAUUACAUACAUGUACAAUAUAUCAUGUAAUACAUUAGAAUAUGAUAAUAAGUCUAGGGAAAAUAUAAAUCAACAUUUACUACAUAAUAGUAAUAGAACUAAGAAGAAAACAGAAAUGUCUUUAGUCUUCUUUUGAUUGGUAACAACACGCCACUUGUGGGAUUCAUGAAAGAGAAUUGUUGAUCCCUCUUUGACAAGUGGCAAAAAUGUGCUAAUUCAUUAUUUUUUAAAGAGUUCUCAUCUCUUAGAGGCCAUUUGGAAAACCCUUAUGAAAUAAAAUUUGAGAAUGCCACCUUUCUGAGGAAUGUUAGCUGUACUAUUGCCAUGGUUUACUACUGUGAGAUAUUGCCUGUGUGAUAAUAAAGACAGCACUUGCAGCGUUGCAUUAUCCAGGCAAGCUUCCCUCUGAAAUAUCGAAGUGAGAAAAGCUAGAAUCUUGAAAAAUACAAAAUAAGCGCGAAAUGCUCAUUCCUUUGAUACCAAGCUCAAUAUGGCCAGGCAAACAUAUUUGAAGAUAUGUUAUAUUUGGGGAUUUGGCAAAUGUGCCGUAUGUGUUGAAUAUCCUCCUAGCUUUGAAAAUUAAAAUGCAGACUCCAACUGCAGGUCACCAUGUAGUGGUCAAUUUAUCAAUUCAUUCACUUUGUGGUAGUUAGCACAAUACUCAUAUCUUUUUUUAGGAAUUUCUUUUAUCAAUACAAAAUUAUACAUUAUUUAUGAGAAUGCAAUAUUUUCCAUCUAAUAUUGUGAAAGUGGAUGGCUGGCAACCAUUUUUUUUUCUUUUUAUGCAUGUGUGAUAUAUUCUGGUUAGGGAAUAUUAUAUUUGUGUGUACAGUUGUUCAGUAAGGCUGCGUUUAAGUAAAAAAAAAAAAUCUUCCCAAGAACCACGUGUUGAGGUGAAAAUAUCUUUUUCAUAUUAUACUGCUCAUGCAAUCUGUACACGAUCACCAUUGAGUCUGAAAAUGCGUAUAAAGGUUGAUUUGGAAAGUGAUUCUGCCUGAAUGGCAUAGUCACUGGAAUGCUAUAGUUAUCGAGGACCUGAAAUGUGAAAGCCUAUGUAGUAUGUCUAGCAUUUGAGUCAUGGAACUCCUUUUGGAAUGCUCCCCAGGGAGUGAAGAGAGUGCAUAUUGACCGGGCUGAUGAUAUACUUGUAAAGUGCUGAUAGACGUUCCAAUGUAUUAUGUGCUAUGUAAAAGCAUAUUAUUAUUCUUUAUUGAACAGUGUUUCAAAACUUAAAACCUGAAUUCAAUAUACAAAUAAUGAAUGUUUAUGAGUGCAAAGGACAGAAUUAUGAGGUGAAAGAUAAAAUGAUCCGUUCAACAAGGCGUAGCUGAGUUGAGUGGAUCAUUAUUUCAUCUUUCACCGAAUGAAGUAUUCUGUCCAUAGCAUGAAUGAACAAACAUUCAUUAUUUGGUUUAUUUGACACCUAAAAAUUGAUAUUUUUUUUCAUAUGAAAUUUAUGAAUUUCGAUGCAAAACAUGCUCAUGCAGUGAGAGUUCAGCCUGUUGAUUGUUACGUCAUUACAACAUGCGCACUGCUGGUGCCUGCAGCUGCAGUCUCGGUGCGCGAGUGCAAUGGACAAAAUUGUUUUGAUACAAAAUUGCAUGGUUGAUGACGUCAUUGCAAAAUGGGCUGAAUGAACGAUAUCAAACAACCAAUCAAAUCACAAAGAUCUAUCUAGGUGUCAUAUAAAUUUGCAUGAGUGCAGCUGGGAUUAGAUCAGCCUCGUUGCAUCUAUCUGCGUGAAGGCUGGAUAAGAGAUGUGAUGGAACCUUGGUGGGGCAUUUUGAUUUUUCAUAAUGUAGAGGAGUUUUGAAAGGGGUCCACCCCUCCCCUUCCUUCAGGCAAACACAAUAAGCUAUCAUUACCAUGUUGUAGAUUUGCACUACUGGGUAAUGUUUUAUCAUAUUAAAUUAUAUUAUCCACUGUUAUGUGAAAAUCAGUGCAUACCAUAAUCAUUUUCGGUUAUAUCCAUGUGGUGGAUUACUUGAGUUGUGUACUUAAUUUUUUCUAUCUAUUUAUGCUUUCAAAAACACCUUCUGGCCCUUAAGGAAUUUAAACUAGACGACUGUUCCAAUUGUCGUAAAGUUGUGCAUAACCUACAUGUACAUGUGCAAAGAUGUUUCUGACAUAGACCUUGGUUUGCAGUGGCGGGUCUAGGAAAAACAUACAGCAAAAUCGUACACAUUCUUUUUCGUCUACAUCAACAGUUAUCCUAAUUUGAGUUCACAGUGCAAAUAUCUUGGAGAAUUCCCAUAAAAAGAUCUAGUAAUUUGGAGAGUACCUACGUGUUCUUAUUUGUGCAUAUUUUAUUUCAGACCAGGGAUUUAGUAUGGGCUGGCUUCGAGGCCACAUUUUGCAGGUCUCGGCCUGAGUAACGUGUACAAUGUCUAUGGAAGGUCUUCUCCAGCGGCCUUGCGGCUUGGGAGUACCGGCCUUGACUACAUCCCUGCUUCAGGCUAAAUACAAACACUUGACUUUCAGACUGGCAAAAUGCCUGUAUUUUCUUUAAGGAUUCCUGAUCAGAAAAGGUUUUUUUUCUGUGAUCAUUAAAGGUCAAGUCCACCCCUGAAAUUUUUUUAUUUGAAUCGAUAGAGAAAAAUCAAACUACUGUAGCAUAACGCUGAAAAUUUCAUCCAAAUCGGAUGUGAAUUAAGAAAGUUAUGACAUUUUUAAGUUUCGCUUAUUUUUCACAAAACAGUUAUAUGCACAUCUCAGUGACUUGCAAAUGAGAAAGUCGAUGAUGUCCAUCACUCACUAUUUUUUUUUUUUUUAAUUGUUUGAAUUAUACAAUAUUUCAGUUUUUGCAGAUGUGACAAUAAGGACCAACUUGAUUGAACCAUAUAGUAUUAAAACAAUGCUAAUUCCACAUGUUUGGGGAGAAAUUAAUAUUUGUUUCACUUGACAAUGAGGAAAAAAUUUGAAUAUUUCAUAUUUAAUGCAAUACAAAAGAAAUAGGGAGUGGAUGACGUCAUCAGUCUCCGCAUUUGCACACCGACCUGUUUUGUGAAAUUAAGCAAAACUUUAAAAUGUCAUAACUUUCUUAUUUUACAUCCGAUUUCGAUGAAACUUUCAGUGUUAUGCUUGUUGGAUUUUUUUUGUUUUAUUCAAAUAAACUUUUUGUUGGGGUGGACUUGUCCUUUAAGGUUGGUUAUGAAAGAGAGGGAUGAUAUUCCGUAGCAAACACAUUAUACUUGUAUUGUAUGGCAUUGAUUUCUGAAUAUCGGCCUCUGCCCUGUGGUCAAACUCUUUGUAAUGCUUGAUCUGUACAUAAUGUAUGUUAUAUAUUUCCUUAAUUAUAAUUACUGAAACAAAAAUCAGAAAACCACUAAAUUCGAUCAGUAACUAUACAUGUACACGCAAGAGUGUAUCGAUUGAUGAUUAUGCUCAUUCACUUUUGUAACACUGUUUUUUUUAAAUAUCAUUUUAAUAAAUGUGUGUACUAAAUGAAAUAACUACAAAAA
Molecule: messenger RNA, 4926 nt
Organism: Lytechinus pictus (painted urchin)
Lineage: Eukaryota; Metazoa; Echinodermata; Echinoidea; Temnopleuroida; Toxopneustidae
Product: prefoldin subunit 2-like
Exons: 3
Coding region: 40-483 (147 amino acids)
Biological process (GO): protein folding
Cellular component (GO): cytoplasm; prefoldin complex
Molecular function (GO): protein folding chaperone
Source: RefSeq, a predicted model, not a curated record